Biomphalaria glabrata is the source of this 7175-nucleotide messenger RNA. RefSeq lists its product as uncharacterized. Bases 544 to 1440 code for a protein of 298 amino acids. The transcript is spliced from 4 exons. The record is from RefSeq and is a predicted model, not a curated record. Lineage: Eukaryota; Metazoa; Mollusca; Gastropoda; Planorbidae.
UAAAAGCAAUGCCUGACGAGUGACACAUUGGGGGUUGCGCAAAUACGAUACGCGUUUGCAUCAUCUUGUAGAUCUAAUAGCAUUAACAAUUUGGAUACAAAUAUAUUUAUAUAAUUUAGACUUAUUAUCUACAUUGACUAUGAUUAACUACAUAUGGGAUAUAUAGAUCUAGAUCUAUUUAAUCUAGAGUCUAAGUGAAUCUAUGACUAUUUUUAGUAUGUUGAAAAUCACGUGAGACAUGUGUCACUUUGUGUGCCAUUUCACCCAAGUUUGCAAACUAAUAAACUUUUCAUUAAUUAUGUUUAAUCUAAUUCUAGAUAUCUAGGCUAGGUCGAUAUCAUAUCGAGAUGUAAAUAGAUCUAUAAUCUUUAUCCGAUUAUCGGCGGGUUGAUCUACUCUACUGUAUAGUAGUACUGACUAGACUAGAUCUCGUCUACCUGCGACUACCUCUCUUAGUUAGUCUCUAUCUUCUUGUUCAACCAAUCAAUCUAUAGAUUACUAUAGAUCUAGUAAUCUAGUCUAGAUCUACAACUGGACAGCGAGAUGGAUUUUCUUACCCGUCAAUUAUUCGUAUUAUUUCUCUUAAUAUUUUGUAAAAUUAAAGAAACAUUUGCGCAGGAGUUAACCAUGGAAAUAUGGAAAACACUGCAGUGUCCAGCAGAUACAUUAAAAUGUACUGAUGGCCAUUGCUGCAAAUAUGGUGAAGCAUAUUGCAGUUCAGUUACAAAUACUUGUGAACCAGUUUUUCCAACUGGUUUGCAAAACAGAAAAGUUUAUUGCUGUGAGAGCUUGGAAAGCCCAAAUGUGACAGCAAUUACAAAUGAAAGAUUGACCACAGCCUGUUACUAUUUGUUUGGUAAAGAAAACUUCACCCUUAAUAAUUGUGUUGACAAGACCAAGAAUGACAUUGUGGAUUGUACUCAAGAUAAUGGCAUCUCUUAUUCAGAAAUUGUAGCAUGGACACUAGUUUCCGUUUUAUUUAUAGGGGCAUCCUGUCUUGUGAUGGUUAUUUUUUAUAUGUGCAAGACAAGGUUUUUAAGACAUGACGAAGAAAAUAAACAUAUUGAUUGUUCCAGUGAUACAGACUUGACUAAACAAGGUCAAAUUAACAAAGAAAAACAGUCACUCCUUGAUUCACCAGCUGAUUCACCAACUCAAUUGAAGGAAAACUUGAUUCAGCGAAACAAAGAUACAGAUGAUGGGAGAAGUGAAGAGGAUGAUGUUGAGGUUAAUAGGGAUGUGCCAAGAGAUCAAGAGUCAUCGGAGUCAAUAAAUAGGGAAGUUACAAGUGAUAAAGCAUGUCAUAUACCCAUGCAGUCCAGUAAUAGACACGUCCUAAUAGGCUUAGUGCAACAAACUUUUUCACCUGCUGAUCAAGAUGGCAAUACUGCUAUAUCACCUUCUGGAGCUCUCUACUCAAUGCAGAAUGAGGCAGAAUGAGAGAAUAUAACUAACUAUAUGGGUUUUUUUUUUAGCUCCAAAAUUAUAUUUGAAAUAGCCUCCUUUUUUAAAAAAAAAGCAUUCUUUUCAAUUUAUCUGCCAGUUAAGCUCAUUUGAAAAUAUCCUAAAUAUUGGUUGAAAGUUUCAGCACUACUCUUUUAAGCUUUGAGUCAGAGUAUCUUCUUUUGUGCUUCAGCUGAAACUUUUUUCCAUUAAGAUGUUUGAUUUUCAUACUCAAAAAUCAAGUUAAUGAUAAAGUGAAAGUGCUCUUUUAAACAAACAUUUUGAGUGAUCAACUAAAACGAUGGGUACUUUAAUAGUUAACUCUUGCAUUUCAGGCUGCCGCCAUAUUGCAUGGAGAUCAUAACAAAAGCAUGAAACUCAAGGGAGACUACUCCAACAAUACAUAAUAUGUUUUAAGCAUUAGAAUUAAUGUUCUUGACAUAGUAUAUUAGUCUUGACAUAAUAACAUAACAACAUCCUCUUUUCUUUAUCAACACAAAGAUUAUAAAGUUACUGUCCGUAGUUUUACGGCAUGAGAUAGUCCUUUUGCCAAACAGGUUUCUUCCUUUCUCUUGUUGAUGCGGGUCUUCUAUUGUUGGUUGGUUCAGUGUGCGUAUGUGAGGGGUUGAUAGGUUUGUUUUCGUUUAUAGGAGGGGUCAACAGGACAGUGGCUUCAGUGUCUUGCUCUGGGACUGGAUCGACUUCUGAAGUCUCUCCACCAAUCUUCGUCAUCAUCGUAGAUGUCUUGCCUUUCAAUGUUUCUAUUUUUCCAUCUUUGUUGAUUGCUGUGGUCUGAUGUGUACUCUGUUUCGUAUGUACGUUCCGCUUUCCUCACUUCUUAUCUUAUAAGAUCUUGGAGUUUCUUGGCCAAUGAUCGUUCCGGGACGCCAUGUUUUCCUUCCUGGGUCUUGGAAAUAUAUUGAUUGAUUUACUGUUAGUGUUAUUAAAUCACAGGCUCUUUCAUCAUAGCUCCUUUUGACAGUUUGUUUACUUUUUUUUAUCAAGUAUGCCUGGUGGGGCAAGAUAUAUGUCCUUUGUUCUUGGUAUUAGGGUGGGGGUAUCCGGUUUAGCAGGAGUUGGGCUGGGCUCACUCCUGAUUCCUGUCUAGGAGUGUUUCUUAGUUCCAGAAGGGCUUCAUACUGAUCCUCACCUCUUUGGUUCGGCUUUUUCAUCAGAUUUUUUAUGAUUUUAACGGCAGAUUCAGCUUUACCAUUUGCUUGGUGAUGACCUGUAUAAGAAUUUCGGCAGAUAUUGAACCAUGCCGCAAAAAACUAAUUUCAUGGCCCAUAAAGAUGAUUUCUUUUUGUUUUUCUGCUGUCUUUGUUUCGUUGAGUUUUAUCAUUUUUUCUGCACAUCUUUGAUGCAGUUUUUUCAGUUUGGUCUCAUGAUCUCGUUCCGCUUCUUCAAUGGAGUUUCCACAUCCAGCUUUGACUAUGUCAUCUGCCACAUUGAUGCAUCCAUCUAGCCUCUCGAGGGCUUGGGCUAGCUGCUUUUGGAAGAUUUCUCCACUUACAUUUAGGCCAAAUGGUAGUCGAGCCCAUCGAAACUGACCGAAAGGUGUGAUCAUUGUAGUUAGCAAACUUGAGUAUUCAUCCAAUCGGAUAUGCCAAUAGGCUUCUUUUAUUUCUAGCUUGGAGAAUAUCUUGGCAUUUUUUAAUUGUGGUAAAAUAUCUUCUAGCGUUGGAAGUUUAUAGCGUUCUUGCUUGAGAACAUUGUUCAAAUGUUGUGGGUCAAUGCAGAUCCUUAGGUUUCCAUUUGUUUUCUUGACCACAACCAUUUGACUGACCCAGUCAGUUGGUUCGUCAACAGGGACAAGUAUUUUUCGACUCACCAACAGCUCGAUUUCUUUCUUGACUUUUUCUCUCAUAGUAAGGGGAUGUUCCGACACUGGGAGACAACUGGUGCCACUGUUUCAUCUACAGUGAGAUGAGUUUCACCUAAAUCUCCCAGAUCGCUCUCUUCACUGUGAACAGGUGCAAUGAAGUUUUCAUCAUUGACAGUUAUUAGUCCCAAGCUUUUGCAAGUCUGUAAGCCCAAUAAACUUUGCAACCCGUUGUCCACCACAGUGAAUCUCACAUUUUCUUGCCUGCCAUUUUUCGGAUUCGUCAUGAUGAGAUCAGUUAUGCCCGCUGGCUUCAUUUUUGACUGAUUCCACAUAGUAAGAGUUUGGGAUGUUUCUCUGACUUGACUUUUCCUGAUGAAUCUCUUGCAGAUGUCCAGUUGGAAUCUAACAUUCUGGUCGUUGAUCAAGAAUACCACUGUCAUAUUGUCACUUGGUGCAUUCAGUGCAUUUAGGGUGUUUAGGUAUUCUUUGUUGUCACCCUCAGCAGGCUCUUGUGUCCUUAGUGUGUUUAUGCACUUAGCUGCAAAGUGGUUUCUUUUUUUGCAUUUGGCACAAACUUGUCCCCAUGCUGGACAUUUCCUAUGUUCAUGGGUUCUCCUGCAAUACCGGCAGUCUAUAAUCAAGGUUUUGUUCUGUGUUCUUUAGAUCUUAUUUUGUCAACCUGAAUGGGUGCUUUGGCAUUGUUUAGUUCAUUCAAGGUGUUCUUGGAUUGUUCGAAAGCUCGGCAAAUAUCUAAGGUUUUCUUCAGUGUCAGUUCCUGACGCUGUAAUAAUCUUUCCUGAAUCCGUCUAUUCAUUGAGAACACUAUUUUGUCUCUCAACAUUCUAUCUUUGACCUUGAAAUUGCAUUUCUCUGCUUGUGUCUUCAGUUCUGUCAGGAAACUGUCGAAGGAGGAUCUUUCUAUUAGAUUCCAGAAUCUGAAGGUCUCCAACACCUCGUUGUUUCUGGGGUUGCAGUACUCUUCUAGUUUUUUUAAUACAGUCUUAGGGUUGUUGGGUUCUUCAUCUUGCUCAUAAGUGAAGUGGUCGUGAAUCUCAAUUGCUCUUGGGCCAGUACAGUGUAGUAUAAUAGCCACUUGCUGUUCUUUAGUUUUGUGUUGGCUCCAGAAGUCGCCAUGUAAACCUCCUUGAGCCGUUUCCAUUUUCUGAAGUUUUCUAAGAUAUUGCCCUCAGUUAUAUUCAGGUCGGUUGGUGGUUUGAACAAACUCUCCCCCAUCAUCUGUUACCUUCGGGCCUUCGCUCUAGAUUUCGUAACGAUUCUAUUUCUAUUUUUCUUCUUUAGUUAUUUUGUAAUACUUAUUCUUUGUUUCACAACUGUGGGAUCUGCUACUUCGCUGCCACCAUGUUAAUAACUAGAUGAUCAAAGACUCAACAAACACUUUGAGUGAUCAACUUAAACGAUGGGUACUUUAAUAGUUAACACUUGCAUUUCAGGCUGCCGCCAUAUUGCAUAGAGAAUAUAACAAAAGCAUGAAAUUCAAGGGAGACUACUCCAACAAUACAUAAUAUAUUUUAAGCAUUAGAAUUAAUGUUCUUGACAUAAUAAGAUAACAACAGGAGAGCAUUGAAAAAAACAAAAGGAACUUGAAGUGGGUAAUAUUUUGAGGUUUAAAAUCUGAAAUAGUGAAGUAUUUUCUUUUUAUCUACAAUAUAAUCUUUUCACAAUUAUUUUGCAAAAAAAAAAAAAAAAAAAAGUAAAAAAAUUCUAGGUUAACAUUUACUUAAGCAAGAUACAAUAUAAUGAUUAGAGUUUAAAGAUUAAUGUUCUUUGAGUUUUCAUCAUAGCUUAGUCUAAUUUUAGGCUUCAUGUUACAACCAAAAGAAUCAUUUGCUUGAACCAGUAAAAUAGUUUCUUGUUAAAUGAACAAGGUAAAAGCCUAUCUGCUCACAACUGUGAGAGAAAAUCAUUAUUGAAAUGUAUAUGGGGAAAGUUGAGAUUUGAUUAGCAUCAAUGAUUUCUUCAACAUAGUCAUAAUGAUAUUGUGGCGUGCAAUAAUCUAAGUCAUAUAGCUCCUAAUGAUUCAUUAGUGCUUUGCCAUGUUAUCACCUCUACAUUCUCCAGUCUUUUUUUUUUUUUUGCUUUAAACCACCAUUUUGUUGUAUCUGUGAAUGAUAUUUAAGUUUACGUUUUAUUGGGGUUGACAGGAGCAGUUUCAAAGUAGGAGUGGCUGUAAAAUAAACGCAGAACUGCUCAUCAUUAACUAUUCAUUGUGUAUCAUGGACACACUUUUUUUUUUUACUCCCUAGUUACCACUCAUUUCACAAAUCAGGGAGUCUUGAACCCCCUAAUUUCAGGAGGUCUUGAACCACCCAAAUUCAGGAGAUCUUGAAACAAAAAAAUUUAGGAGGUCUUGAACCACCCAGUAUCAGGGAGUGUUGACCCCCCCCCCCCCAAUUUCAGGAGGUCUUGGACCACUCAAUUAAAUCUCUUUUUUUUCGCUAUGUAAUAUUUAUGUUUAAAAAUUUUAUGUCAAAAUUUUAUAUUGCAUAGAUAAAAAAAAAAUUCACAUACAUUUGUCACUUGUUUGUGUUUUUCUACAUAAACACUUCAAGAAUUAUUUUUUUCUGUGAUAGGCUUAAAUUAUAACUUUAAAAAAUAAUUAUCAUUAAAUAAUAAUAUGUAAUAGAUAUAAAUAUGUUUUCAUAUAAUGUUGCUAUUUUAUACAUUUAAAAAAAAAACAAAACAUUUUUAUGUCUGCAAAACCUUUUUUUAGUGUAAAUAAUUGUACAGUUGUAUAAAUGUUAAUGUUAUUUUCUUAAAAACUUGUAUAGCAGCUUCUUAAGUGUAAUUUAAAUAUCUCAGUUAUUUUUGUUCAGACCAAAUGUAGUUAAGAUUUCUUUGAGUGCUCUGCUCAAGUACAUGGCAGAGAAACACUGAGGAGAACUAUAGAACAAUUUUCUCAGAACAUUUUUGUAGUUUAAAGACAUUGUCUUAAAUUUUGAAAGUAAUUUUCUUGUUCUCCCUUUUAUUUGCAUUAUCCAUCAUUGUACUUCUGUUGUUGUAAAUGUUGAAUAAGAAAACAUAUAAAAAUGCUUGAAUUGUAACAUUCCACAUUAUUUUGCAUGUUAUCAAAUGUUCCAUCUAUAGCUAUGGUCUGGAAAAUGUGUAAAUUUGUAAGACUUUUAUUGUCUUCAUAUUGUAAGUUGUACAAAAAUAGAUUAAUUAGUUUUUCUAUCAAGAUUUGCGUAUAAAAAUUGAUGACUUUGUUUGUCUAUACAUAAUUUUGUAUAAAAAUUGAUGAAAUUGUUUUUCUAUAGAUAUUUUGUAUAUUAUGCUACAAAUUCAUUAUGUGCAAAAAUGAUAAAGUAGCACAAGUAUUUUUUCACCUUUAUGUCAAGUAAACUAAUGUUGAGAGUUCAAGGCUGCCAAAUAAAGAGUACAUUUUAUUCAGUACUUCAGGGUAUAUUAAUGUCCACCCAUCUGUAAUAGGACUUACCUAUUGUUUGGGAAGGUAAAAGCCAUUAGUUACUUUGAUUACAAAGGAAUACACAGGAAUAAGUGACCUUGACUUCUUUCACUCUAUAUACUAAAAAUAUAAGGCUAUAAGAAAAAUUAGUUAUUUCUUUUUUAAACUUUUUGUUACAUUAAAAGAAUUUUUUUUCUGUAACAUAAAUAUCUCUUUACAGUUCACUCUGCAAUUAAUAAUACUUAAUUCUGUAUGUGCAUACAUUGGGAGUCAGUAGUUUCCAAAGUUCUUGAUAGAAAAACAUUUGUAUUUUCUUUUUUAUUUUAUUUCUAUAUUUAUUAAUCUUUUAUUUUCAAACCUAUAUUUAAAACUAAAUUUAUUAUUAAUGAAUUGAUUCAGCAAGUUUACAGGGCUCCAAGAGUUCUUCUUGGUCUGCAAAUUUGUUGGUUUGAAAUAUUAAUAAAUACAUUAUGUAUAAUAGUA